Messenger RNA from Microtus oregoni (creeping vole), 8825 nucleotides. RefSeq names its product glycine receptor alpha 3 (gene Glra3). Gene Ontology annotation, cellular component: postsynaptic membrane; plasma membrane; neuron projection. The coding region runs from base 420 to 1814 and encodes 464 amino acids. Lineage: Eukaryota; Metazoa; Chordata; Mammalia; Rodentia; Cricetidae. Gene Ontology annotation, biological process: chemical synaptic transmission; chloride transmembrane transport; signal transduction. Gene Ontology annotation, molecular function: transmembrane signaling receptor activity; glycine binding; transmitter-gated monoatomic ion channel activity. The record is from RefSeq and is a predicted model, not a curated record. The transcript has 10 exons.
CUUGGACUCGGUGGAGCAGCAUUUCCAAUUUUGACUGCUGUUCUUCCUCGACCAGUGAGUCAGAGCCAAGAAAAGCCGAGUCUUUUCUUGCUGAAAAAGCUUGGGGGAACUGUUGCUCAGGACCUAGGCACUCCUGACGCAUCAUAUCGAUCUCACUUCCUUCUAUGGCUUCACUGUGAAAUCACUUGCAUGUUUGCAGCUCUGUGAAUCCCUCUUCUCAGGGCUCAGAGGAGGGGUCCAGGAAAACAUCAAGUGUUCCAAAGAGAGAACGCUGCGGGAGCUGUCUGAGGUGCUGAAACCUUCCACGCGUUUGUCUCCGCCAGCCCUAAGGGUUAGAUGGCACAUUUUCAUUUCUGCUUUUCUGGUCCCUCAUGCCUCAGAUAAGACUCUUUCCAGGUUCGUGAAUAUCGCUCCGUAUCAUGGCCCACGUGAGACACUUUCGGACACUAGUUUCUGGAUUUUACUUCUGGGAAGCUGCACUGUUACUGAGUUUGGUCGCCACAAAGGAAACGAACAGUGCAAGACCUCGCAGUGCUCCAAUGUCCCCUUCAGAUUUUCUGGACAAACUAAUGGGGCGGACCUCAGGGUACGAUGCAAGAAUCAGGCCUAACUUCAAAGGGCCUCCAGUUAAUGUAACAUGCAACAUAUUCAUAAACAGCUUUGGCUCCAUUGCAGAAACAACUAUGGAUUACAGAGUAAACAUUUUUCUUCGUCAAAAAUGGAAUGACCCUCGUCUGGCAUACAGCGAAUAUCCUGACGAUUCCUUAGACCUGGACCCCUCCAUGUUGGACUCCAUUUGGAAACCUGACUUGUUCUUUGCUAAUGAGAAGGGGGCGAACUUUCAUGAAGUCACCACAGAUAACAAGCUGCUGAGAAUUUUCAAAAAUGGAAACGUCCUUUACUCAAUAAGAUUGACAUUAACCCUGUCCUGUCCGAUGGAUCUCAAGAAUUUCCCAAUGGAUGUACAAACCUGCAUAAUGCAGCUGGAAAGCUUUGGGUACACAAUGAAUGAUCUCAUUUUUGAAUGGCAAGAUGAGGCACCAGUACAAGUGGCUGAAGGACUCACUUUGCCUCAAUUCCUAUUGAAAGAAGAAAAAGAUUUGCGAUACUGCACUAAACACUACAAUACAGGAAAGUUUACAUGCAUAGAAGUGAGAUUCCAUCUUGAGCGGCAAAUGGGCUACUACUUGAUCCAGAUGUAUAUUCCGAGCCUCCUGAUUGUUAUUCUGUCUUGGGUCUCAUUCUGGAUUAACAUGGAUGCCGCCCCAGCUAGAGUAGCUUUGGGCAUCACCACUGUUCUUACUAUGACCACACAGAGUUCUGGAUCCCGGGCUUCCCUACCAAAGGUUUCAUACGUCAAAGCUAUUGAUAUUUGGAUGGCAGUAUGCCUCCUCUUUGUGUUCUCAGCACUACUGGAGUAUGCAGCAGUGAAUUUUGUAUCAAGACAACACAAAGAGCUUCUGAGAUUUAGACGAAAGAGAAAGAAUAAGACAGAAGCUUUUGCACUGGAGAAGUUUUACCGUUUCUCAGACACGGAAGAUGAGGUGAGGGAGAGUCGGUUCAGCUUCACCACUUAUGGAAUGGGGCCAUGUCUGCAAGCAAAGGAUGGCGUGCUCCCAAAGGGCCCCAACCAUGCUGUCCAGGUAAUGCCAAAGAGCCCCGAGGAAAUGAGGAAGGUCUUCAUCGACAGGGCCAAGAAGAUUGACACCAUCUCCCGAGCCUGCUUUCCUCUGGCGUUUUUGAUUUUUAACAUUUUCUACUGGGUUAUCUAUAAGAUUCUUAGGCAUGAAGACAUCCAUCAGCAGCAAGAUUAAGCCUCUGAAGGCACACAAAAACACUGCAGUCAGAAAAAGUUUCCUUUCCAUCAGAGUGUGUGUAUGUGCGUGUGGUAUGCAAAUGACAGUCAAUGCAUUAAAGAGAGUACCGGGAAAGAAUUUACUUUUAUGUUCCCUGUAAAAUAACGAGACAGAUUUGUUCCUUUAAGGGAUACAAAAUGCAUAUUGUGAGGUCCUGUUUCAUAUUACUGCAAGAUGGUCUGUUUCCUUCAUAGUGUCAAUGGGUGUUAUAUAUGUUAUACUAGCACAUACAGUAGACAUUAUAACCACUUUGGGGUUUCUUGACUUUUUUAAUUCAAUUAAAGUAAAUAAGGUGGAAUCAAGACUAGCACAGUAAGAUUCAUGAAACAAGUAUAAUAAAAUAUUGAGACUAAUAAAGGUAAUAGUUUGAGAUGUAAAGUAUAUUUUAAAAGGAAAGUGACAAGAUUGUUCAGUGGCAACUUCAUUUCAGUUAGAACACUGACCAUUGGAACAUUGUAGAACCAACAUAUACAGGAACAAAUUAUCAAAUUCGAUAGACAAAACAAAGGCCAUCAUGUAGGAUAUUAAAUAUCUCUCUGUGGAAAUUUAAAAUCAACAGCUUAAGCAAUCAUGCUUUGUAAAAUAUCUAUUCAUCUUUAAAUCUCUAAGAAUAAAGAUAAAGAUGUUGUGGGAGUCUUUGUUCUUAAAUAAGUGUUACAUUUAUUUUUAAUUAGUACCAAACACUGAAAAAAAUCAGCUCAUUAGUAAUUGUUAAAUUUAGUAGCAGCUUGUCUGAAUGUUUGGUGAUUUAUGUAAUUAAACAAAUUCAAUUAGAUUUUUAUACUUAGUUUAGAAUGAGAAUUUAAAUAUUAAUAUACUAAAGUACUUACAUUUUGAUAUAAAAAUUCAAGGAAAAAUAUAAAUGGAUUCAUGGAAGAUGGAUUCUUUUUAAUAAGAAUCAUUUUCUCAUCUAAGUUACAUAAGCCCAAAAUACCUCCAAAUAGCAGGAGAAUGAAUCAAUGGAGAUUGUUUUAAUCUUUAUAAGUUAAUAUAUUCAAAAUGUAGUCAUUCACAAGUUGUGAGCAUUUAAAAACAAUUUUAAUUGGGAUGUAUCCUUGGCCCAUGCUAUUAUUUUAACUGACGUGGAGUUGUCUCGGUUCAGUCAUACAGCAGCUACGAGUGCAAGGUUUAUAAUAGAAUUCUUGGUAAAAAUUAAACCAAGCUCUGACUCAGCUAUUCUUUUUCUUAACUAUUACUGCCAUUAAUAUUAUAUUUGAAAAGCAUUUAAAGUGAUUUUAGAUGUUUUAAUUAUUGAUUAUUCUAAGAUUAUAUAAAGUGAAAGCAUCAAAAAUUUUAAAAAUCUCUCAAAUGUGUUGUAGAAAGAUUAACUGUUUUUUAACCAAAUGGUACUAUUUUCUGACCUUUAACUGCUCUCAAAAGUCAAAGCAGAAACUGCCAUUUAAAAUGAAAAACUUUUCAAUAUUUCUGUAGUUUGGGAAACCCAAUCAUAGACUUUAAAGCUAAGUUUUGAAAAAGUAACCCAUGCUAAGCAGUGCUUGCUAAUAAAAGGCAAAGUAAUCGCUUUUAUGAGUAAUUUACUUUUACAAGAUAAGAGCAUUGUGUUUGUGAUUAUAUGCAGCCGACAAGUGAAAUAACUUGUUACUGCAUGCUUUCUUUGCUGAAAAAGUACACACCUAAAGGUUAAACAUAUGUGUCAUUCUUUGUUAUCUGUGAGCCAAAACCAUCGAAAUAUAUUCAUGUAUUAAAUAUAAGAACAAGAUAUGUUGUUUAUGCUGAGAGUUAGCCAGAGGGUUUAAAGUAAUGAUGAACUACACCCCUUCAAUGUUGGCAAAAUGCUUGCAUACAUUGUCUCUACUUUAUUUGUCUUAUUUCAAAAGUAUUCUGACAUUACUUAAAUUGAAUAAAUUCUGCCUGAAGCAAACAAAAGAAAUACAACGAUCACAAGCACAGAUCUGCCCUAAAGAAAAUCACAGGUGUGACUAGCUUUCAUAUUUGAGGUCAUUACAUGUCUGGUUUUUUUAAUCUCUGAAGCUGAAAGGAAAUAUAUGAGCCUUGACAAAAUUUGUCAAGAAUGACAUUAGUUCUAUGAAAAUGUUGCUAUCUCAAAAGUACAUUUUUCUUUAUCUUUCCUUAUAAAUAAUUCUGCUUUCUAUUAUACUUACCCUGUCCUUCAACACGAAAAGUAUAAAUAGCCUUUUUUUUUUGAGGCAACCAUUAGAAGGUAAACACAGCUGAAUCAAAGGCACUUAAAGAAAUGUGUACCCUCUAAUGAACCAAUGAGAUAUUACAGAACCUUUAAGACUGGAAUAGUAACAACAUCCUAUGUAUUUGACUCAAUAGAACUGUGUCAAAUGAGAUUUUCUUUCUUAGUUCUGGAGAUAGGAACCAGAGUCUGCUAAACUUUAGGGGAAAGCUUGCUAAGCCACAACCCGAGGGCAAAAUCAGAAUCUUUUAAAUGAAAAUCAGAAAAAUAUCAAUGGUAAGAUAUAACUUAAAUAUGCAUCUGCACCAACUAUUGUUCCAGUGCAAAAGCUCCAGAGUAUUCUAAAUUAGCCAUGAGGAAAACAAUGGAGAGGGGUGCAUGAUGUUUGUUUCACUUAAUUUUAAAAUUUAUUUAUCUUAACUUGAAAUAUUGUUUCCACAGUACAUGCAUUUCUAGGUAGUCUGUUUUCUCAUUAGUAUAGAUGUGCACAACUUUCUCUUUCUUUCCUGUCGGGGCCCAGGUUGGGAAAGGGCAUCAGCACAAGAAGAAUUCUGACCACCAAGUAGAUUGCACUCUAGUGGUCCUGAAUAGCUCCAGCUAUCUUUGUAUGUAAACAGAGUUUUUCUUACCAGGGUAACAGCUUUACUAUUGGUUUCUAUUUUUGUUUUUGUCUUUCUUUCUUCCUUCCUUCCUUCCUUCCUUCCUUUCUUCCUUUCUUUUUUUGAGACAAGAUUUCCCUGUAGCUUUGGUGCCUGUCCUGGAACUAGCUCUUAUAGACCAGACUGGCCUCAAACUCACCGAGAUCCACCUGCCUCUGCCUCCCGAGUGCUGGGAUUAAAGGCAUGCGCCACCACCACCCAGGUUUUAUUUUUGACUUUUAAGAAAUACACUAUAUUUUAGGAAUGCAUCAUAAUCAUUAUAAAAGCCCCAUUUUUCUCCUUCAUGCUUCCCCGAAUCCAUUUUUCCAUCCCCUACACAACCUUUACCUAGCACUUUGGCAGGUGUACUAAAAAUUGGACCAGACACAUCCUGCUCUUGCAGCACUUAUGGCAGCUGGCAGAAACUUGCUGCUCCAAGUUAAAGAGUAGUAGAUAUCAGUACAUUGCUUUAAGGACAAGAAUAUUCAAACCCAAACAAUUCUUUUAUGCCUGCAAGAUACGUUUUUAUACAGUUUCCUUUUCUAUAAGAGGGUCCCAUGUCUCAAUCUCUCCGUAAAAGGUAGACUUUGAUAAAGUACCCCUUUUCCAUCCCAUAGCACUAUAGUUCUUCCACCAAUAUAAGGUCCUGUUGGAUCUAUCCAUUCCAUAAUUUACAUUAUAUUUGUUAUCAUUGAUUGGUAUCCAGAGAACUUACUCUCAACAGUUGGCACGAUGCGUAUUCCUGAGGCCUUUUCCUAAUCCUGUGUAUGCAUGCCGUACUCUCCUCUCCAGCGCUGGGAGACAUGGUUCAUGUUCCAAGUGUUGUUUUUUCAUAUGUACCCAUUACUUCCUGCCACUACAGGUCUGUGAGCCUCUUUCUCACAAGGUAGUUUUAUCAACCUUUUACUUAGAAAAAAUUUUAAAAACAAGACCCAUUAAUUUUUAAGUCAAAGAAAUUCCCAGAAUUAGGAGCUGUAGUUAGUAAUUCCAGAUUUAAAAAAAAAAUGUAAAGCUUUAGCUCCCUGCUGAUUCUAAAGAAAAUAUACAUUUUUUAAAAACCCACAAUUUCCAGGAGAAAUUAAUGCUUUUGUAUGCGUGACUGACAAAGUAAAACCAAAAACUGCCAAAGUAAUAAAAAAUAUAAGAGAAAAAAGAGCCUGCAAGCUGCAAAAAGUCAGCAAAGUCCUCUGCUAGUCUGUGGCCCCCUGGUUCCUGCCAACUGAGAGACCAUCUCCACGAGUCUUGCCUUGUGGAGAUCCAAUGGACAGGCAUUUAUACACGGAUGGAGACUAGGUUGCAUGGCUCCUGACAAUUUCCCAAUCACUGCAAAGGUUAUAGCUUUCUUUAUGACUUACAGUAUAUGUUAAAACCACUGGAGAAAUGGGAAACAAAUGUUUAAAUACCAUCUAUAUUCUCUUUAGUUUUCCCAUAACACAUACCCCAAAAGCUAAUCCAGCUCCCAGCUCUGCAACAUAGAGAGAGUAUCAUGAAUUCUAACCUUAUUCCAUAAUAAAUUCUUAUUGUAUGGAUAUAUUCUAAUAAACUUAAUUUAAAAUUUUCAAUUAUAAAUGCAUGAUAACCCAUAAAUACAUGAUCACAUGCAUUGAUUUUAUGACUGUCCAGUAUCUAUUUAAGAUAGUGGAAGUUAUAAUAAAAAUUAUGAAAAAAAUAUGUGUUUAACAGAAGAUAAUGAUUUCUUAGCUACUCUAAUAUUUUUGUAACUGAAUAGACUAUUUGGAUAUAAUUAUCCAUAUCUUUCAGAUUGUUUUAAAAUUACUUUUGUCUCAUUUAUUGCAAGUAUAGUCUUCUCAUCAUGAUAUACCUUAAUCUGCUAGUUACUUGGGAAAAAUGGAUUAUUGUGUUAGCAACUAAAUUUCCUUUUGUUUAUAAAGUGUGCACUCCAGGGAAUUGAUCUAUGAGAAAAUGAGAGGUAAGAAAAGUAAAAUAUGAAAUAUGUUGAAUAGUAAAAGUUGGAAAAUGGAAGCACUCCAAUUCAAUUCACUCCAAAUAAAUUUCACAUAUUUUACUGUGUAAACAACAUCCCAGACUCUUUAAAAAUAGCAUCAUAUGCUCUGUAUUCUCAGACAAAUUGGUCAGGAUUCACUGAUACUAAAAAGGCAGAGACUAUACGACAAUAAAAAUCGUGAUCAGGAUAUUAGGGACAUAUUAGAAUUAUUUCUAACCAUGCAGCAAUUUAAUUUGACAAUCUACCAAAGACAAUUAUAAUCAACAAAAGUACAACCCAUAAACACAGGACGUGCUUUACUUCAGUGGGAAGAUUCUUAAAAUAGUGAUUGAAAGAUCUUUUAUCUCAUCUUUGAAACUGCAAGGCUCCUUUAAUUAAUGCUUACCAACCAAGCACAGUUAUAAUACUGACAUUCCUGUCCUGUUAACUUGUACUCAUUUUUAACAAGAUAAUUCUGAUUGUAUUGCCUACGAUUAACUUCAAAGUUGAGCAAUGAACUGUUAUUGAAGCAUUAAUCCUUUUAGUUCUGUGACUUCAAGAGAUUGCAGACUUGAGGUAAAUGGCUGAUUUUGUGCAUUUUGGAAAAGAAUUUAGUCAUCAGAACUGCACAAUAUUUUAAAUGCCUAAAUUCAAGUCCUACAAAACUGAAUCCAAGAUUAUCUAGUCUGCACCAAAAUAUCUAAAUAAGUUCCCAAGCACAAUGUCUUUCAAAUAAUUUUAACAAGAAAAUCUUAGUUGAACUUAUGUGAAUAAUAAAUAAAAUGAAGUACUGCCACAAAAAUUAGAAUUCUAUAAAAUACUUAUAUUUUUAAUAUAGCAAGUGACUCAUAUUCUCCAUGAUGCCAUCAGAAUUCAUUGCUGUGUUUUCUUUGGGGGCUUAUAAUUCUAUCCAUAACACUACAUACUAACUACAGGAAUGCAGCUCAAGGGAGAGAGAGCUUGCCUGGCACAAAGAAGACCCAGGGUUCAAUCCAACACUACUGACUAUAAUAAUACACUGUUUAGACUGUCUCCUAGCUCUCAUAUAGAGACAGAGGAUCUGUAUAAGCCAAGGUUAGCUGUUAUCCAAAAGGGAUGUUUGAUCCCUAAAAAGGAAAUUUCACUUUGUCCCACUUAGAGUUCAUUGUACACUACCUACACUGCCACUAUUUGGACCAUUCAAUAUCCUUAUUAUUAUUUUAUUUACUUAGGAAAUUCACUGGGCACUUUGUCAAAUAUUAAGAUGUAUUCAGUCUUACAAAAUAGUUAAAUAUAAAACUGUUUAUUUAUUAAAGUGAAUUAGUAAAAGUUCUAUGUAAACUAUUUACAAUAACUUAGUUUCUUCCUAUAACUCAGCAAUUAUUUUAAGCUAAAUAUUUUUAAAUGCAUUUCAGAUAUAAAGAUAGAUAAAAUCUUUAAAGAAAUACAAAUUAAAAAACUGAAAUAAACAUAAUGCUUUUUAUUUAGAAUAAUAGUGUAAUUCAAAUAUAAUGUCCUAAUUAGGUUUUAUUUUAAUACUUGAUUUUUCUCUAAAGUGUUUAAGGAAAGACAUCAUCAGAGAAUUUGAGUUCUACACACAGUGUCUAGCCAAGCUGUUAACAUACUGGAGGAGUAAGGAACUCUGAAUUAAAUGCCAAAAGUAAAAACUGUACUUGGACUUGUUUGAAUAAUUUAGCAUUUCUUUACUGUUUCAUCUUUAUGAAUUAUGCAAAAGCUUUUUUUUAAGCUUACACUUAAAUGUAUGAGGAGUGAUGAUACUUUGGAAAAUAUAGUGAAGCAUCUUGACAUUUUGGGGGUGUUAUGUAAUAUACUGUGGGAACCAAAAUAAAAAGAAACCAUGUCAUAUAUUUUUCGAUGAAAUCGCUUUACAUGAUGUGUCGCGACUUCAUAUUCAUGAGAAAAGAUGAUCUAUAAAACUAUACCACAGAAAAGUAUUGCUAUUUUAUUAUGCUAAUUAUUUUUCUGUACAUCUGAGGUGUGUCUUUCUGAGUGGCAUAUUUGAGUACUUUAUUCUGUCCAGAUUUAUGUCACAGUUUCCAAAACAUUAUGCUUUAAAUGUAUUAAAAUGAUAUGCACGAUUUUAUCAAAUUGCUGUUUGUUAUAUUACCGUUAGUUUAAUUUUACAGCUAGCAGAUUCUCUAAUAAUCAUUAACUUGUGAAUAAUAUAUGGUCUUCCUCGUGUAACCGCAGAUAAUUUAAUCAGAAAUAGAAUAAAAAUUAAU